AUGCAGCGCACGAAGGAAGGCAAGCACGAGCGCGACCGGGAGAUCGCUGUGCAAUCCGCCAACAACAGCGAACUACAAAGUGCGGCAGCGCAGCUUCUAUGGAGUGGCAUUCGUACGGUGACGGGAGAGGGUGCCGCCACGGUGCAGACUCUAUGCCGCAUCAAGGCGAACAAUCUCAAUCUGUGGAACUACGUGCACAGCGAUCGAUCGUGCUCGCACAGCGCGUCCUGGACAUCCCCUACAUGCCGACACGCGCGUGGCAGGCAGUCCAAGAACGUCUCGCUGCGGCCGGUGAUGAACAUCGCGACGUUCUCGGAUCAGUCUACACUGCAGGCGUUGGUCAACGCUUCGGUCGACAACGCAUUUCUCUACUUUGUGUCCCUGACGUACAAGUACGACACGGAUGAACAGACUGCUCACAAGAGGGCCGUGAUGGGUGCACUAGCUGCGCGACUCACGGAGCCAACUGCGGAGCCCAUUCGGACGCCGCCGAUCAGCAGUCGGAGCCUUCAUCUGCUCUCCUUCGACGGAGGCUCACGUCGCAACCCGGGACCAAGAGGCUCCGGUUCGGCUAUGGUGCGCGUCGACACGGACACGCAUUCGGUGGAGAUCAUAUGGGUGGCAAGCAUAUCGUACGUCCGGGCAUAUACGACUAACAACACGGCGGAGUACUGGGAGCUCAUCCACGGGAUCCGUCGAGCUGAAGCUGACCAACUCACUCCACUGCAUGUGGUAGGAGACAGUGCCAUGAUCAUUCAGCAGAUGCGGCGGCUCCGACUGACGCGCCACCACCGACUUCGACCACUCUAUUGA
Messenger RNA from Hyaloperonospora brassicae, 813 nucleotides. The record is from the annotation of a GenBank genome assembly. Lineage: Eukaryota; Oomycota; Peronosporomycetes; Peronosporales; Peronosporaceae.